GCGAAUGUAAAAGAACGCAAAGUUAAUCUCGAAUAAGACAAAAAGCAUAUAUUUUGUACUUAUUUGGAGUAUUUUAUCAAAAAUUUAAAGGAAAAAAACGCUUCGGAAUCUUCUGAAAACCUCUACAAUUUAAUUAAUAAUGAUGAAAAUUUUUCAUAGUCCUUAGUUUUAUAUGUGAAGGAACUUGCAGUGCAUUUUAUUAAUGAAUCUGAUCCUUUAUAUAUAAAAUUUCUUUUAUAAAUUUCGGAAAUGGAAACAGUUUAGGACCUUAUUAAUCAUAUUAGGUCAAACUAGGAACCUUUGGAAAUCACUUUUAAAAUAAUUUCUUCAAGUAUUGAAACUUAAAUUAAUGUACAUUCUCUAUAAGGAAAUUAAAUAGUUGAAAAUUAAUAUAAAAUUAACUCUUUGUCGAAACCUAGUGGGGUUUCUAUUGAUUUAUUUAAAGGUUUUAGUGAAAGUUAAAGUAUUUAUGGUUUAUUUUAUACAUCUUAAGAAUGUUCAGGAUUUGAAGUUUAAAAAAACAUGAAAUAAAAAUCUAUUAAUAAUAAAUAAAUUCUUAAAAAAAAUAACUAAGUUGAUGACUUUAAAUAAAGAACUUCUUUUUUAAAAAAAUUAAUUAAAGCUUUUGAUGAAAAUACUGAAGAAUUAAUUUACAAAUUUAAUUAUUUUACUAAUGGUUAAAACGAGAAUAUAGAAGAAGAAGAAAAUAAUAAUGAAAAAAAUAUUAAUAUAUAAUAAAAUGAAAAAGGAUUUAAAGAAUAGAUUAACAAUUCUAAGUCUAGAACACUUAAUUUUUAUAGUAAUAUUUAAAAUUAAGAAAGGUCUAUAAAUUGGCUUGCUGAAAAUACAAAUCCUUAUAACAAUAAUUGA
Ichthyophthirius multifiliis is the source of this 870-nucleotide messenger RNA. RefSeq lists its product as hypothetical. The record is from RefSeq and is a predicted model, not a curated record. Lineage: Eukaryota; Ciliophora; Oligohymenophorea; Hymenostomatida. The transcript is spliced from 2 exons. The annotation marks the transcript as partial.